AUGGAGGAACAUCCCAAGCACUGGAAAGCCACUCUGCUUGGAGAGGAGUUCUGGAAAGACGCGCACGCGUGGAACCAGCCUAUUCACGAAAGCAUUGAUAGCAACAUCGACAAUCCCCAGGAAACGCCUCUGCACCAGAGAUUCCCCUUUAACUUGCUUGAGGCCGGCCCUGUCCCACCGAGCAGCAACAGCAGCAGUGGCAACGAGCCCAUCUUAGCCGGACAGAGAAGUCGUCGUCGCCGUCGCUUCAGCGUUGACGCAUCCAGCCUCACCCCGAUCGCCCCUGCCCGCGUGCUCGAGCUGUCCCGACGCACCCGCUCUCAAUCCCGCUCUCGCUCUCGCUCUCACACUCGCUCGGACUCCAUGGCUCGCUCUCCCAGCAUCACUUCGUUGAGCAGCCAGUCCAACUCCCGCCUCCGUUGCAUGCUCAACAGACUCACCAGCUGGUGGAAAGACCGGCCUGCUCCUCUGCCGCUGAUCUUCGAGGAUCAGGCUACUCCCGAAAGCCCACUCAUGGACUUCCGUGGCGGCGCCACCUGGGACCGUCUCUCGAGCGACCGCCGCGUGCUGGGCAUCGAUGUCUUCUGGCCUGUUGACUUUGACGAUGAAGACGCAGAGGGCCAGAAGCCGGAGCUCGCUAUGCUUGAAGUCAAUCAGCUGGCCCCCCUUUGCAUCUUCCAUCACCUCCACUCUCUCAAGAUCACCGGCAUGAUGCAGUCUUAUCAGAAGUAUAUCUGGCAGGCGGCUUGGAUUAACACUGAACUUGAGGAGCUGGAACUCGGCAUGGUCUUCCCCCCUCGCAUCAUCAAGAGUAACACCGGUAACUGGCCCUACAUCAAGGGAGGUUGGAAGCUCAGUGAGAUCCAGGAAGCCGAGCCCAUUUACCACGGCGACGGCACCGGCACCCUGGACCCCAACCUCGGCCAAGGCGAAUACCUCGACAAAAUGAUGAUCGAGAAAUCCAAAAUCCUAGCCAUGUCAACUAACAGCACGCGCCACAGACUCUCGAUCAAGGUUCUCACUCUCACUGGCUUCGUCGUCGACGCCGACCCCUUCCUGCACUGGUUCGACCCCUUCCGGUUCAAGACCAUCCACUUCAAGGACUACUGCGUCGACGCCGGCUUCUACCUCCCGGAGGAGAUGAGUGGCGUCUCGGUGGAUUUUUCUCCCGAGGUCCAGGAGAGAGCAACUACCGGUAGACGCGUGGAUUUGGUGGAGGAGAUGAAGAUUCUGGAUUUGAAGGACGGGAAGGUUGUGAGAAGACGCGAUUUUGGGCAGGGGCAGCAGUCUCAGACUCAGACUCAUUCGAAGUCAACUCACCCGAAGUCUGCUUCAUGGGGUUGUCAGGUCGAGUGAGAUGGAUGAUGAUACCUCGUGGUUUGCCGUUUGGUGGUUG
Molecule: messenger RNA, 1396 nt
Organism: Aspergillus heteromorphus CBS 117.55
Lineage: Eukaryota; Fungi; Ascomycota; Eurotiomycetes; Eurotiales; Aspergillaceae
Exons: 3
Coding region: 1-1356 (451 amino acids)
Source: RefSeq, a predicted model, not a curated record